GCAUCAAUUAAUCCCCAAAAUUUGGAUGAAUUUAAUAUUAAUUUAAAUAUUUUAAUAAAAGAAACUUUAAUUUUUCCCUGUGGUGUUGAAAAAAGAUUUUUUGUAAGCACAAGGAAUGGACGUGCAUGGCUUUUAAAAACUAAAGAAGGAAAUGGAUUUGUUGCUAAACCUUGGUUGCUACCUUCAGGAGAGAUAAAUUGGAAGGUGUUAAGACGAGUUUUGGAAGGUAUAUUUUGGCAUAUUUAUGCAAACCCUGGAAUUUUAAUUGAUGAUUUAACUUCUCGUUUUGUUUACGUAUUACAACCUGUUUUGUUACAUGGACUUGUUGAAAUGUUGGAAAAACUUGGAUGUUGUAAAAUUAUUACAAAAACAUUACAUUCACAACGAAAAUCUUCCCCAUUUUCAAGCGCAAAAACUCCACAAAAGAUACAAUUUGUCCAGCCUAGCCCUAAUGGAAUGGAAAGACUUAUUUUAUUUAAAAAUGGAAUUUCUAGUGAAUAA
Molecule: messenger RNA, 501 nt
Organism: Meloidogyne enterolobii
Lineage: Eukaryota; Metazoa; Nematoda; Chromadorea; Rhabditida; Meloidogynidae
Source: the annotation of a GenBank genome assembly